AUGUUUCUUGCCCGCACCUACUCUUCCACGCGUUUUAGCAGUUUCCCCGAUAGCGUCAUAGACGAGGACCCACAGAAAGCUCUUGAGGAAUUGAAUGAAGCCUUGGAAGGACACUCUGACAAUGCAGAAUGGUUCUGCCAACYAGCCUACACCCACCUUCAACUAAACUACACCUGUGCUGUCAACGAUGCCAAGAAAUCCCAGCAGCUCAACCCCAGCCUUCUUCUUGCCUUCAUGAGAAUGGGAAUGGCAGAGUACCACCUGAACCACUUUGAGGUGUCACAUGCUGCCUUCACUAAGGGACACCGCCUGGAUGGUUCAGAUGACACUUUCCGAACGUGGCUCAAACGCUGUGAUGAGUCCCUUUCAGCGGCGAAUCAGAACGGAAACAAGAAUAAGUUGAGUCAGACACCACACAUCAAACACGACUUGUACCAGACAGACUCCCAGGUCAUCGUCACCAUCAUGGUGAAAAAUGCUCCCAAGGAUGGUGUUAUCGUUAAUUUCAACAACAGACAGUUGUCGGCUGUGGUGAAGCUUCCUUCAGGGGAGGACUUCAGCUUGAACAUGAACCUGCUGCACCCCAUUGUCCCCCAACACAGCACCUUCAAGGUCCUCUCCACAAAGGUGGAGGUCAAGAUGCAGAAGACAGAGGGGAUCAGGUGGGAGAAGCUGGAGGGACAGGAGCCCAACGUCAAACACUUCAUCCCCAACCAGUACCCGUCAUCGUCUGCCUCCAGCCGUAACUGGGACAAGGUGGUGGGGGACAUCAGUGAGAAGGAGAAGAAGCUGGAGGGAGACGCAGCGCUUAACGAACUCUUUCACCAAAUCUACUGUGACGGCACUGACGAGGUCAAACGGGCCAUGAACAAAUCCUUUAUGGAGUCGGGUGGUACAGUCCUGAGCACCAACUGGACAGACGUUGGGAAGAGAAUGGUAGAGAUGAGCCCUCCUGAUGACAUGGAGUUUAAGAAGUACUGAAGAACACUCUCGCUCUCUGCCUCAAAUGGAUCGCCCAUAUCUCCUCUCCCCCGAAUGGUGCUUAAAGUUAGUGAGGGAGAUGAGUCUCCAGCUUCAGUGUAAUUGCUUUCUCCUUCUCUUUGCCUCCAAUGGACAUGUCCACUUUAUUCCCCCAAACCCACCCCUCCCUCCACCUUCCAGUCCGUCUGUCAAUAUUGGUUUUAGAGCUUUGGUGCUUUUCGCCGCAGUCCAGGAACCACUAGUAACCCUAGCGUUUAACCAUUCUCACAAACACUAUAAAGAGGUUAAUCGAUACAUCUCUCUAUCCUAUAUAUAAUAGAAAAACUGGGAAUCAUCUGAAUGGCCAAUUUGGUUAAAGGUAGUGUAGGGUUGAACUUGAUUCCUGGACUGAAAGGUUGGGAAACCCUUUUCACCUCUUGUGGCUGUUCUUGUGUUUCGAGCCUUUCUUUAUCCGGGGUGGGUGGGACGUUUAUGUCGUCCCAUUCACCACUUGGAAUGAAUACAAAAUAUGUGAAAUGUUUUGAUUUUUGUUUGUUUUUUGUUAUACUUUUAUAAGAAUUCUAGAAUAUUUUUCCACAUCAGCAGCAGUACAGUCAUGCAAUGGAAGUCGAAUUUUAAUUUCCUUUUCCUCAAUGUGAUUCAAACUUAAAUGUAAAUAAAUUAUUUUGUUUAUGGAUCACAA
Salvelinus sp. IW2-2015 is the source of this 1663-nucleotide messenger RNA. The record is from RefSeq and is a predicted model, not a curated record. Lineage: Eukaryota; Metazoa; Chordata; Actinopteri; Salmoniformes; Salmonidae.